Molecule: messenger RNA, 2907 nt
Organism: Aspergillus affinis
Lineage: Eukaryota; Fungi; Ascomycota; Eurotiomycetes; Eurotiales; Aspergillaceae
Product: serine/threonine protein phosphatase PPT1
Exons: 9
Coding region: 1-2907 (968 amino acids)
Cellular component (GO): cytosol; nucleus
Molecular function (GO): protein binding; protein serine/threonine phosphatase activity
Source: RefSeq, a predicted model, not a curated record
AUGGCUUCCUCCGAUCUCGAAGCUGCCACCGCGCUGAAGGUGCAGGGAAACAAGGCCUUUGCCGAGCACGAAUGGCCCACAGCAGUGGACUUCUACACUCAGGCGAUCGAGAAAUAUGAUCGCGAACCCUCGUUCUUCAGUAACCGGGCCCAGUGUCAUAUCAAACUCGAGGCCUACGGCUUUGCGGUGGCGGAUGCUACCAAGGCCUUGGAAUUGGACCCCUCCUACACCAAGGCCUACUGGCGACGAGCCCUUGCGAACACGGCCAUCCUAAACUACCGCGAUGCUCUAAAAGACUUCAAGGCCGUUGUGAAGAGGGAGCCGAACAACCGCGAUGCGAAGAUUAAGUUGACGGAUUGCGAGAAGCUCGUGCGUCGGGUGCAGUUCGAGAAGGCCAUUGAAGUCGGUGACCCGCCGUCGGCUUUUGAGAACCUGGAUAUCGAUUCGAUGGCGGUAGACGCCAGCUACGACGGUGUGCGAUUGGAAAACAACGAGAUGACGCAGGAGUUUAUCGACGACAUGAUUGAACGGUUCAAGAACGGCAAGAAGAUCCACCGCAAGUACGCUUUCCAGAUCGUCAAGGCCGUCAAGGAUCUCGUGUACGCCGAGCCCACGAUGGUCGAGGUUGGCGUGGACCAAGGCAAGCGGUUGACGGUUUGCGGUGAUACGCACGGUCAGUUCUUCGACUUGCUGGAGAUCUUCCGAUUGAACGGCUACCCGACCGACACGCAUGCUUAUCUCUUCAACGGUGAUUUCGUGGAUCGUGGGUCGUGGUCCACGGAGAUUGCCUUGCUCCUGUACGCCUACAAGUGGCUGCGGCCCAAUGGCAUCUUCCUGAACCGCGGAAACCACGAAACGGACGACAUGAACAAGGUCUACGGCUUCGAGGGCGAGUGCAAGGCCAAGUACAACGAGACGGUGUUCAAGGUGUUCUCCGAGUCAUUCUCCGCCCUACCGCUGGCCACCUUGAUCGGCAACAAAUAUCUGGUUUUACAUGGCGGUCUCUUCUCCGACGACAAGAUCACCCUGGACGACAUCCGGAAGUUGAACCGCCACAAUCAGCGACAGCCUGGUCAGCAGGGUCUCAUGAUGGAGAUGCUGUGGACCGACCCGCAGACGGAGCCUGGUCGCGGACCCAGCAAGCGUGGUGUCGGUCUUCAGUUCGGACCCGACAUCACGAAGCGAUUUUGCGAAAACAACGGCCUGGAAGCGAUUAUCCGUUCCCACGAGGUUCGUAUGGACGGUUACGAGGUCGAGCACGAUGGCCGCUGCAUCACCGUGUUCUCCGCUCCCAAGUACUGCGACACCACGGAGAACAAGGGUGCCUUCAUCAAGAUCGGACCGGAGCUCAAGCUGGAAUAUCAGGUGUUUGAGGCGGUGCCUCACCCGGAUAUCAAGCCGAUGGCGUACGUGCAAAACUCGAUCAUGUCCUCCAUGAUUGUUGAAACCCCCACCAACUCAGCUCAAACUCACCCCGCCUUUUUUUUUCCCUCUCCGUCAGCGCAAUACCUCACCUCCGACAAGUCGAGUUUCGCCUCGGUCUCGGCCCACGAGCGGUGGCCUGUCAUUGUGACUGGUGCCAUUGAUGAUCUUCAUCGCACCGUUGGUGAUGUCACCGACGAUGAGAAGCGCAAGGAGGGAAAGGCGAUCAUCGAGAAGUUGGCCGCCUUGAAAUAUGAGAUUCAGCAUAACAGACAGUUGACCCCUCUGGUCGACGACGGCGAAUCCGACAUUGCCGACUACAACAAGGAGUUGGAACAGCGAGGGAACCCGUCAUGGCUUCAUGUUCCGUGGCUGUACUCCGAAUGCUACCUCUACCGACGGAUCAGCACCUUUUUCGCAUUGUCCAAGCACUGGAAGGGCUACGAUGUCUUUUCUCGCCAGAAGAUGUCGACCUUCAAGUCUUCGCGACCGGCCGUUCUAGAACUCGCUGCCCGGUACAAGGAGCUGGCUUUGGAGGCGGAGAAGGGCGAGGGCGUGGAUGGCAAGACGCCCGAGCAGAUCGAGCAAGCGGACCGAGUGCUUUUCUCUGAGAUGUGCGAGAUUUGUUUGUGGGGAAACGCUACGGACCUGUCGCUGUUGACCUCGCUCACCUACGAGGACAUUCAAAAGCUGCAGGGUUCCCAGGCCCGAAAAGCUGCCGAGAAGAAUAUCAUUGUCAACGACCUCAGCAAGGCCUUUGACGUGUUGCAGAAGGCUCGCAAGGAACGCAAAUCAGAGGAGCGUCGCGUCGACAUCGUCCUGGACAACUCUGGAUUUGAGCUCUUCGUCGACCUCAUCCUGGCCGGAUACCUUCUCUCCGCUGGUUUGGCAACGACCGUGGUGCUGCACCCCAAGCUGAUCCCCUGGUUCGUGUCGGACGUGACGCCGCCCGACUUCAAGGAUCUUAUUGACGCCCUCUCCGACGCGCAAGGGUUUUACACGGCGGCCGACGACUCCGGUAAAACGUACGAUCCCUUGUCCGAGAAGGAACUGUCCGAGGUGAACUUCCUCUUCGAACAAUGGAGCCAGCUUCACCAGGACGGCAAGCUGAUUAUCCGCCCGCACAUCUUCUGGACGACGCCAGGUGGCUACUGGCGUCUGCCUCAUGUGGCCUCCGACUUGCAUGAGGAUCUCAAGGAGAGCGAGCUUGUCCUGUUCAAGGGUGACCUCAACUACCGCAAGCUGACCAACGAUGCCGCAUGGAACCCCACCACCCCCUUCACGACGGCCAUCGGCCCUCUAGGCCCGAAGUCCGGCGUCCGCGUCCUCGCCUUCCGUACCUGCAAAGCCGACACUGUCGUCGGUCUGCCCGAAGGUGAAGACGAGCGUCUCCGUCAACUCCCCGGCGGUGGCGGCUCCGAGGCUCGGAAGUGGGCUUGGAGUGGCAAGUGGGCCGUGGUUUCGUUCAGCGAUGGCAAGGCAUAA